Molecule: messenger RNA, 1335 nt
Organism: Alternaria postmessia
Lineage: Eukaryota; Fungi; Ascomycota; Dothideomycetes; Pleosporales; Pleosporaceae
Exons: 2
Coding region: 1-1335 (444 amino acids)
Source: RefSeq, a predicted model, not a curated record
AUGUUCGAACGAUUGCUUACAAUGUCAUCAGCGACCAUCCCUGGGAGGCCACCCCUUCGUAAGCUCUCAUACGAAGCUUUUGGCCAUGAGAGAUCGUGCAGUGCUCCGGGUACUAACUGGAGGACCGGACCUUUUGGGGAUGCAAUGAUGGCUUGCGUAACAGGUCCUUCUCACGUUCCAGCUCAAAUCAUCAACGCCCCUCCUUCUUCUGAUUUACCCAACGCCUCCGGAAGACCACUUUCUCCUAUCCUUAGUCCUGGUGCAACACCCAGACCCUACCUCAAGGUCCAGACCGCCAGUAUGGAUGAAGAAACCCGUCCACAAGUACCACCUAAAUCACCCGCUGUCGAGCGUAAAACUUCACCAGCCCCGCUGAUCCUCAACUCGAAGACAAGUCGGCCACAAAUGACAACUCCCGCCUCGACGACUUCGGGAGGUAACACACCAUUGAGUGCGAUGGACCUUCGAAGAUCGCCCAAUGGUAGUAUCCCACUGCCUACUCCACCGUCGACUUUUACCAAUCCUUUCUAUGCAUCCUCACCUGCAUCCAACAGAGGUUCGCCACGCACCGAGAGGAGAGAUCCUAUCGCAACACAAUCGUUAGCUCACAAUCGAAACAUGUCAGAGUCGUCGAUCAUGGAAAGAGGCCGACCUAAACGACGCAACAGCAAGAGAGAACGCAGCAGGACUGUAUCAGAGGCCGACGGUGCAGAAGCUAUCCCAGACUCUUGGAAGCUGCCCGAAGGCAUGCGCGUAUCAGAGGCUGCGAGACGAAUGAGUGAUGCCGACAAGAAGCUUCUUCACAAACAGGCAUACGAUCAGGCUGGCAAUUUUGAGGUUCUGCACAAACGCGAUGUAGCAUCAUUAUCGAGAGAACUCAGAGCUCUCGACGAGCGCUGCGAUUACCUCCGAAAGACCUACAAGUCUUUGCGAGCGGGUCGCCAAAAGCUGCACGGUCGUAUGAUCGCUUAUCUCAGGCGCGGAGAAACAGUCAUCUUUUCACGCGAAUCACUCCUCAAACAAGAAGAGGCCCUAGCCGAGCUGGACAUUUCGAUCGACGAGUUCAUCCUGAAACUUGAGCAGGCCGAAAAUCGCCGCUUGCGACUUCGGCAAAAGUUACUUGAGCAUGUCGCUGCUGCUAUCGUGCUCAACCCUAGCGCUCGGGACCAGGUAGCCGAAACUACACCACCACGAAGUCCUGUAAAGGUCGAUAGCCCUUCUCGACAUCAACGAAAAGAGACCGAGUCAAUCAAAAUUUACGCCGAUGGCCACGUUCUAAAUCUCUUCUCUGACAUCGAGAAGGCCAUCGGCAAGAUGUGCGAACAGACAUGCUAA